CCACCCGCAGCUGGGAGUCGGAGAGCAGAGCCAUGGGGAACUGGCCUGGGGGCCCUUCGCAGCCCCACGCCCGCGGGUGCAACCUACUGUGCUCUCGACACCGGGCUUCCACGUCGGAGGAGAGCGACCCUGUCCACAAGAGCAGCUCGCCGGCCGAGCGCCCCGCAGACCCACCCCGGUAUUCCAGGAUCAAGAACUGGCAGACCGGCAGCAUCCUGUAUGACACGCUCGGCGCCCAGGCCAGACAGGAGGUGCCCUGCAAUGGGAAGCGCUGCCUGGGCUCCGCCAUGCUGCCCAAGCAGAUGCUGGCCAGGCCGGAGGGGCCCCGCUCCAAGGAAGAGCUGCUCUCCCUGGCCCAGGAAUUCAUCACCCUCUACUACAGCAGCAUGAAACGCGCUGAGUCCCAGGCCCACCUGCAGCGUCUCCAGGAGGUGCAGCAGCAGAUUGCAAACACCGGCUCCUACCAGCUGCUAGAAGCCGAGCUGGUCUUUGGAGCCAAGCACGCCUGGCGCAAUGCCGCACGCUGCCUGGGCCGCAUCCAGUGGAACAAGCUGCAGGUGUUUGAUGCCCGGGACAUCACCAGUGCCCAGGAAAUGUUCAACUUCGUGUGCACCCACAUCAACUACGCAACCAACCGUGGCAACCUCCGGUCCGCCAUCACCAUCUUUCCCACACGGGUGGCAGGCCGCGGGGACUUCCGCAUCUGGAAUCAGCAGCUCAUCCGCUAUGCGGGCUAUCAGCAGCCCGAUGGCACUGUCUUGGGAGACCCGGCCAACGUGGAGAUCACCGAGCUCUGCAUCCAGUACGGCUGGCGACCCCCCUAUGGCCGCUUUGACGUGCUCCCGCUGCUGCUGCAGGCUCCAGAUGAGGACCCGGAGCUCUUCGUCCUGCCCGCCGAACUGGUGCUGGAGGUGCCCAUCACCCACCCCACGCUGCCGUGGUUCAAGGACCUGGGCCUCCGCUGGUACGCUCUCCCAGCCGUGGCCAACAUGCUGCUAGAGAUUGGGGGCCUGGAGUUCCCGGCAGCCCCCUUCAGCGGCUGGUACGUGGGCUGCGAGAUCGGGAUGAGGAACUUCUGUGACACCCAUCGCUACAACCUCCUGCAGGAGGUGGCCGAACAAAUGGGGCUGGACACAUGGACAACCUUGUCCCUCUGGAAGGACAAGGCGGCCGUGGAGGUGAACGUGGCUGUGCUGCACAGCUUCCAGCUUGCCAAGGUGACUGUUGUGGACCACCACGCGGUGGCUGAAUCCUUCAUGAAGCACCUGGAGAAUGAGCAGCGGAUCCGAGGGGGGUGCCCAGCAGACUGGGUCUGGCUUGUGCCCCCCAUCUCGGGCAGCCUCACCCCCAUCUUCCACCAGGAGCUCGUGAACUACCAGCUCUCCCCUGGCUUCCGCUAUCAGGCUGACCCCUGGAAAUCCUACAUCCCCAAAGGUACCACCAUCACGCGCAAGAAGACCUUCAAGGAAAUCGCCAACGCAGUCAAGAUUUCAGCAAAGCUGAUGGGCCACGUGAUGGCACAGCGGGUCAAGGCCACCAUCCUGUAUGCCUCUGAGACAGGGAAGUCCAAGGCCUAUGCCUUCAACCUGAGGGAGCUCUUCCAGUCAGCCUUCGCCCCCAAGGUGAUGUGCCUUGAUGAAUACGAUGUGGUUUCCCUGGAGCAUGAGACUCUUGUUCUGGUGGUAACCAGCACAUUUGGCAACGGAGACCCUCCUGAGAAUGGAGAGAGCUUUGCCAAGGCCUUGAUGGAGAUGUCCUGCCCUUAUCUUGGAGCUGCCCAGCCGGAGCUUCAAAAGAGCUACAAGAUGCGCUUCAACAGCAUCUCACAGUCCGACCCAUCGGUGGCCUUGUGGAAGAAGAAGCGCCGGGAGUCCAGCAACACGGACAGUGCCGGUGCCCUGGGAACGCUGAGGUUCUCCGUCUUCGGGCUGGGCUCCCGCGCCUACCCGCACUUCUGCGCCUUCGCCCGCGCCGUGGACACGCGCCUGGAGGAGCUGGGGGGCGAGCGGAUCGUGCCCCUGGGCGAGGGGGACGAGCUCUGCGGCCAGGAAGAGGCUUUCCGCAUCUGGGCCUCGAGCGUCUUCAAGGCUGCCUGUGACACCUUUUGCGUGGAGUUGGAUGCUGUGCCCACCGAGGUUUUCUCCAACCGCUGCAGCUGGAAGCGCAACCGGCACCGCCUCUUGGCCCACCCCGGUGCCGCGUUUGACCUCCUGGCAGAUCUGACCAAGAUGCAUAAGCGCAAAGUGGUUCCAUGCUACGUCCUCUCUGUCAAGAACCUGCAGAGCUCGGAUUCCAGUCGGGCCACGAUCCUGGUGAGGCUGCAAACGGGAGACCAGCCAGAGCUGCAGUACCAGCCGGGCGACCACGUGAGCAUCUUCCCCGCCAACCGAGCAGAACUGGUGGAGGCGCUGAUGGGGCUGGUCCAGGACCCACCCCCUGCAGAGGAGCCUGUGGCUGUGGAGACCUUGCAGGCAGGCACAGAGGGUGUGAAGCGCAUGUGGGUCCCCCACAACUGCUUGCCACCCUGCACGCUGCGCCAGGCCCUGACCUACUUCCUGGACAUCACCACCACCCCCAGCCCCCAGCUGCUCCAACUCCUGGCCACCCUGGCGGAAGACCGGGCCGAACAGGAGAAGCUACGGCGCCUCAGCCAGGACUCCCUUCUCUACGAGGAGUGGAAAUGGUUUCGCUGCCCCACGGUGGUGGAGCUGCUAGAGGAGUUCCCCUCGGUGGCGCUGCCCACCUCGCUGCUGCUCACCCAGCUGCCCUUGCUGCAGGCCCGCCAAUACUCCAUCAGCUCCGCGCCAGAUGCCCACCCGGGAGAACUGCACCUCACCGUCGCGGUGCUGAACUACCACAGCCAGGACGGAAAGGGCCCCAUGCACUAUGGGGUGUGUUCCACGUGGCUGUCCCAGCUGUCUCCUGGCAAGAUGGUGCCAGCAUUCGUGCGAAGCGCCCCAAACUUCCAGCUGCCGGAGGACCCCGUGGCUCCCUGCAUCUUGGUGGGGCCCGGCACUGGCAUUGCCCCCUUCCGGGGUUUCUGGCAGCAACGGCAGCACGAUAUCGAGACGAAAGGCCUGUCCCCGGGCGAGAUGACCUUGGUCUUUGGCUGCCGCAGCUCCCGCCAUGACCACAUCUACUGCCAGGAGAUCCAGGAGGUGCAGGAGAGAGGGGCUCUGAGCCGCGUCCUUGCUGGCUUCUCCCGGGACCCGGAUUACCCCAAGACCUACGUUCAGGAUCUGCUGCGGAUGCAGCUGGCAGAGUACGUCUUCGAGGUCCUGAGCCAGCGAGAGGGCCACAUGUAUGUCUGCGGGGAUGUCACCAUGGCCACUGGCGUUCUGCAAACCAUUCAGCAGAUCCUGGCUAACCAAGGGAGGAUGUCGCUGGUCGAGGCAGGCGACAUGAUCAGCGAACUCCGGGAUCAAAACCGCUACCAUGAAGACAUCUUCGGCCUGACCUUCCGCACGCAGGAAGUGGCAUCGCGCAUCCGAAGCCUGUCGUUCUCCAAGCAGGGCCGAAAAAGCUCCCUCGGCGUGGAUCCCUGAGCUCUGGUGUCUUCUGACCCCCUUCUUCUCCCCCUCUUCUCAAGAUUCCCA
Molecule: messenger RNA, 3596 nt
Organism: Candoia aspera
Lineage: Eukaryota; Metazoa; Chordata; Lepidosauria; Squamata; Candoiidae
Gene: NOS3
Product: nitric oxide synthase 3
Exons: 26
Coding region: 33-3545 (1170 amino acids)
Biological process (GO): nitric oxide biosynthetic process
Molecular function (GO): calmodulin binding; flavin adenine dinucleotide binding; FMN binding
Source: RefSeq, a predicted model, not a curated record